AUGCAUAUGGCUCGCUAUGGUCAAGUAGAAUCAUUGAAAAGCGAUAACGGGCCACAGUUUAGCUCAGAAGAAUUUCAAAAAUUUGCUUCUGACUGGAAUUUUAAACAUGUAACAUCUUCACCUGGAUAUAGCCAAUCCAAUGGUUUCAUAGAAAAAAUGGUCUCAAUAGCAAAAAAAUCAAUGAAAAAAUGCCACGAGACCAAAACAGACCCAUAUUUAGCAUUUCUGGAAUAUCGUAACACGCCUUUAAACUGCGGAUAUUCUCCCGCACAACUGUUAAUGGGCAGACGGUUAAAAUCCAUUUUGCCUACAACUAAUGAGCAAUUGAAACCAUCUUUCAUUAACCACAAAUCUGUAAGAAAAUCUCUGCAAGAAAACAAGGUUACGCAAAAGAACUAUUAUGAUAAAAGUUCGAGGUCACUUCCCCCGCUAAACAAAGAUGACUCUUGCAGGGUGCAAUUUGGGAAAACUUGGAAACCAGCCAUAGUUCUAAAAAAAGAAGGGGAGAGAUCAUACAAAGUGCAAACUGAAGAUGGCGCUAUUUACCGCCGUAAUCGCCGCUUCAUAAACAAAACGCGGGAAAAGUUCCCUAUCAAUACAGAGUCCUUCCCUAAUAUCCUCCACCAAGGUCAAGACCCUCAUGAUAUAAUCUCAAACACAGCACCUUUAAAUGAUACAGGUAUUUCCCAGAAUAUUCAAAAUCCUAUUAGCCAUGAAACAAGGUCAGGCACAGGUUAUCAGACGCGCAGUGGUCGAGUAGUAAAACCUAAUAAACGUUAUAAUACCGAUGAAUGGAGCACUGUUAAUUACUCAUCCGGAAUUGAUUGA
This is a messenger RNA of Ruditapes philippinarum (Manila clam), 828 nucleotides long. RefSeq lists its product as uncharacterized. Bases 1 to 828 code for a protein of 275 amino acids. NCBI's taxonomy places the organism in Eukaryota, Metazoa, Mollusca, Bivalvia, Venerida, Veneridae. Gene Ontology annotation, biological process: DNA integration. The record is from RefSeq and is a predicted model, not a curated record. Gene Ontology annotation, molecular function: nucleic acid binding. The transcript has a single exon.